AUGGAGCCAACCAACGAUGCCACCAUGGAGGAAAGGCCAGCCCUGGAUCCCACCCCUGGUCUGGGACAUCCACACGAUGAUAUUCCACCUACAUCUAACGAGACUGGAAGUCGACCUCGAGAGCACUCCGAACCAGUUCCUCAGCCACAAGAGGAUACGGUUAUCGAGGAAACCCCAGACGCAGAUGAUGAAGAGCUCGUCAAGGUCGGGUUGGAUGAUAGCGGCAUGGGAAGAAUGCCCAAGACGGGACUUCCGGGGACCACACUACGACUUAAAGAAAAUAAUAAAGAUAGAAAGGGCAAGGUUAAAGGUCAUGAGCGCUCAUGUGCCAAUGAUGUUGAGUUUUCAACUCUUGGGAGGUUAUGA
This is a messenger RNA of Talaromyces stipitatus ATCC 10500, 366 nucleotides long. RefSeq lists its product as uncharacterized. NCBI's taxonomy places the organism in Eukaryota, Fungi, Ascomycota, Eurotiomycetes, Eurotiales, Trichocomaceae. The transcript is spliced from 2 exons. The record is from RefSeq and is a predicted model, not a curated record. The coding region runs from base 1 to 366 and encodes 121 amino acids.